AUGUACGCAACACAUCCCCAGCUGGCGCUGAUUGCCAGGCGCACUGGCAAGACCGUUGGUCACUACGGCGUUGUGCAGAAUCAUGCCAUGGCGAAGGCCAACGCGGUUGCAGUCGAGGUCUUGGGCAGCAUUCGUACAGCCGAAGCCCAAGAGGUGCAGUCCAACGUUGGCGAAGAGCAGGAGGCCGUGUUCUUCACUCAGCGCCUGAAUCGGUACCUGAGAAUCAUCAAGGCAACAGUGUACCUGGAAACCGUUCUGCGCUUUACGCAGUAUGGGCUUUCCAAGGUGCGGAAUAUCGUCGUCCUGGCGGUGGCAAUGCACCAGGUCAUCACUGGUUCGCUGACGAUAGGCGCGAUCUCCUUCGUUGUGAGUGUGGCUUUGGAGAGCAUGCUGGUGACCGGUGUCGUUCGCUGGCAGGAUGGCUUCAAAAAUCUGGCCGAUAUCUGGAUCAACUUCAAGCAGACAAUCACCUCAACAGGCAUUCAGAGCAUCAGAGUGACGCUACGUGCCUUUGUGCACGACAUGACCAUGUGCCAGGAAGGGGGAAUCCAGCCUGCCUACUGUCGCGGCAGUCUGUCGUUGGAGGACAUCAUUGCCUUAGUUGGAGAGAGCGGAUUCCCUGUUAUCAAUACGGCCCUCCCACUGAUUUACCGCGGAAGUGGAAGCCUCCCCAUGCAAAUUUGGCAGCUUUCAAUGCGCCUCUUUGCAGAGCUCGAGGAUCCGACCGCGGGAUCAAUCGCCCUCGACGGCCUGGACUACAGGAGCUACAACAUUCGUUGGCUGCGCUCGCAGAUUGGCUUCGUGGAGCAAGAGCCUGUUCUUUUUGACAGGUCCUUGAAUGACAACAUUGCCUACGGAAGUGCCAAAGGUGCACGUAAAGCAGACAUCGAGGGGGCGGCUCAGAGGGCCAACGCCCAUACCUUCAUUACAGCCCUGCAGAGCGGCUAUGAGACCCACCCUGGCGAGCGCGCUGCUCGGAUAUCUGGUGGGCAGAAGCAGCGCGUCGCCAUCGCGCGCGCAAUCAUCCGGAGUCCCAAGAUGCUCGUCUUGGACGAGGCGACAAGUGCCUUGGACAGCGAAAAUGAGCACAUUGUACAGCAAGCGCUCGACGAGCUCAUGCAAGGCAAGACAACAUUCAUCAUUGCGCAUCGUUUGUCAACUGUCGUUCGGUCGACUAAGAUUCUAGUCUUGGACAAAGGCCGCGUCAUAGAGCAGGGCACGCAUGACGAGCUGGUUUCAGAUGAGUCAUCCAGGUAUGCCAGUUUCAUGAGCCAUCAGAUCGUGAGCCCGCUACUUUCGUGA
Molecule: messenger RNA, 1302 nt
Organism: Symbiodinium natans
Lineage: Eukaryota; Dinophyceae; Suessiales; Symbiodiniaceae
Source: the annotation of a GenBank genome assembly